Xiphophorus couchianus (Monterrey platyfish) is the source of this 4881-nucleotide messenger RNA. Its product is annotated as transcription factor-like 5 protein. Gene Ontology annotation, biological process: regulation of DNA-templated transcription; spermatogenesis. The record is from RefSeq and is a predicted model, not a curated record. Gene Ontology annotation, molecular function: DNA-binding transcription factor activity, RNA polymerase II-specific; RNA polymerase II cis-regulatory region sequence-specific DNA binding; protein dimerization activity. The transcript has 6 exons. The coding region runs from base 2177 to 3508 and encodes 443 amino acids. NCBI's taxonomy places the organism in Eukaryota, Metazoa, Chordata, Actinopteri, Cyprinodontiformes, Poeciliidae. Gene Ontology annotation, cellular component: nucleus.
AUGUUAUGUCAUCUACCCCAAAAGUGUGUUUUAUAUUUAUGAUAAGGUGGAAGGAGGGUUUUCUUUGUCUUUUUUUAGGAGGGUGUUUUAAUUUUACAAUUAGGAGAGAUGUGUUUUUGUUGAAAGGCUUCAUUCAAUGGUAAGCAUAAAAAAAUUAUCAACAAUGUCAGAUUGAAGACAAGAAGGUCAGAUUUGACCUUCACAAUUUCUUUUGGGGGGUUUUGAGGGAAUCUGACAUUUUAGUAAUAACAGGUUACUCCAUCCAACAUUCUACAGCUGCACAUUUUUGCAUAGUUAUGUUUUUUAUUUGCAGCAGUUUGAUAUUAUUGAAAUAACUGCUCUCAUAACCCACAUUUUCCAAUAUUUCACCUGACAUGUCAUUACAUUAAGAAUGAAUAUUUCAUAUAUAAACACACGUAUCCUUGAUGAGUUAUGAGGGGAACUGGUGCUUGUCUUUUCCUCGCACACAGUGAUUCUGAAUAUUUUCUGUCACUCUUCUAGGGUUAAUUAGUGCUGUCAUGCUUUCAGUAAACUUUACUUGAUAAAGCUGGUUUUUGUACAUUUGCGUUUAUGUUGAUUUAUAAAAGUGAAUGCCAAAAUAAACAAAAACUUAACAUCUAAUACUCUUUCUAAAACUGAGUAUAUGUUAUAUUUUAGAUAAUUAGGUUUUCUUUAAAAUUCUGAUACAUUUCGGAACAUAAUUGACGUCGUACAUCACUUUUCCGACCAUCAAUUCAGAAGUUAUCUCUGAAGUAAGCAAAAGGGAUCUAGCUGCAAGGAACUAUUUUACUUUUUUAUAUAUGCAUAUAUAUAAAGCAAACUUUUAUAAUUAAUUAUUUUAGGUAUGGGUAUUGGUAUGGGUAUUGUGUAGUGCAUUCAAAGAUGGCGACGGGGUAUGUAGCCGAACGUUAGUGUUGUAGUCGCUUAGCUAAAAUGCUAAUGUAGCGUUCACCAGCUAUCUGCUAAUUAUGGUAAACAACGCUUAAAUGCUGAAGAAACAAAAUUCAUCCAUUUGGAAAGAAAUACCUCCAUCAACCGCCUCGUGAGUAAGAAUUAUUCGUUGAUAUCGGUAUGUUUAGGUACAUUUGUUUAAGAAUUUAUCAAAUAGUUUUUUACUCUUAAGGUAGCCGUUUUUCAUUGUCUCAUCAUAAGCAAUCUUUAUACGUAUUUUUAUGCUUUUGUAAAUAAAAAUGUAACUUAAUAUAUGCCGUGCCAUAGUACGUAUGUGUUAAUGUACGCAUAUUUUGUCUCAGUAUAACCAAUAAAUUAAUAAAUUUCGCAUUUUUUGUCUUUCUUAAUGAGAGGAAGUUUUGUUUAAUUGGAUCAACCAGCAGCGUAAUGUAGGGCUCCUUAGUACGAAACUUUUAGCUUAACCAUUAUAAAAGUUGAAGAUGUUGAAGAAUUUAUACUUUUGUUCACAUUUUCUUAUGCAACCACCACAAUCAUAAAUGUUUUACCAGCUAUUUUAACAAAAUAGCACACGAUACUUAAGUGAAGACAAAAUAGUUUCUAAAGUUCUUUUAAAUAUAACAUCUGAAAAGACUGGUGUCUAUUUGUAUGUUUUUGAGUCAAUUUCUAACAGAAUUUAGGUCCUCACUAGCUUAGCAUGUCUUGAGUUCAAUUUUAUUUAUUCUUUUGCCUGUUCGAUGCAUAAUAACUCAAGAUUAGGACCAAAAAUGUUUAAUCUCAUCUAUCCAAUUAUCCCAAUUGCAUGAGCCAGACAUCACCUUGUGUCAUCAUGGGGCUAGUGUGGCAUGACUAAUAUGUCUGUGCAUGAUUUCCCCACCUGAGCCGUGACUCUCUGCAGCCCCUCCAGAGUUACUAUGGACCUCUUGGCCGCUUAAGAUUCCUCUCACCUGGGCCUCUGAAGCAUUCACAGAACAUCCGUACUUAUACUAAAAUUAUAUUAUAAACUGAUGCAGUCUAUUUACUAAUUUAGUGACAUUUUAUUUAGGGGGGCCAGAGUAAAGUUGAGCUUUUACAGAUGCAUGCCAGACUUGCAGGUUUUGAAAAUGGCAUAAUUUUACUUCCACUUUAUACUUAAGUGCUUAAGAAAAUACACUGGCGUAAUCUUUAUUUAAUUCAAAAUGUUUAACAGUGAUUAACCUGAAGUGGGUUUUGGCCUCUAAAAUAAGUCAUAUUUUUAUUUAUUUCAUUUCUAUCUUCAGAGUGAAACAUGUCAUCCCUUCACCCAGUUUAUAAAACUCUUCAUACAUCAUCAAGUGAACACACCUCUGAUGUCAUCGGUUUGAUUUGGAGCCAAGGUGCAUGCGGGACCCAGAGUCAGGGGCUGACAACUAGCUCAGAGUUUGAUCUAACAGAGAUGUCAGAUUUUGAUUACUCUCACCUUCAGCACCUCAACCAGUCGCAAGUGGAGCCUGAGCUUUCAGAUGACUCUGAUACCAGUCCAUCUUCAGCUAUAGUAGCAGUUCAAAAUGCCACUUGUUCUACAGGGAUUUCCCCCAACACGUCUAGUCAAGCCAUUGACUUGUCAACUUCAACCUCAAAUGAUGACCACAAUCUGGUAAUGCCAGGGGAAAAGACUCCUGUGUUUUAUGGUGAGGUUCCAAGUUUUGUGCUGGCCAGAAUCAGAGGUGAAGAAAGCCCAAUCAAGGUGACCGUCAAAGAGGAGUUUUCCAAGAACCGAUCCAUAUCAGCUGCAAGAGUGUGUCUGGAGAAAAGAUUCAACAGCAUGUGUGCCGACACCACAACGCAGCCGGAUAGCCACUCUGCUGUUCUCAGCAAUCUUUUGACAGUAUUUGAACACUCAGCAGAGGCUCAAGAGGCAUCCACACAUCCUCAAACACAAAAGUGGGUGAAAGCUGACCGAGCAAAUUCUUUUAAGCUCUCUAGCUCUCAUGUCGGAGGUGUUUUCGAACCGAUAACCAAUGUCUUUGGGCAGGUUAUUGCACACAUGGCUGAGCCCAACAUACAUCAGGGUUUAAUAAUGCCCCCCAGUUUUUCAUUUAGCUUUCACCCUGAGACCUCUGUGAUAAAAACCGUCUACGCUGACAGCAGCAACCCCAGAGAAGAGCAGGAGUUGAUGUUCACUGAAAAGGAUGUGGUGCCACAUGCUGUUUACAGAGGGCAUUGCAGCAGCUUGUGCCCUGAACCUCCCAAAGCUGCUAAAACUGCUCCAAAACCAUCCAAGAAGUCCAGGAGGGGCGGCUGCAAAAGAGCCCGAUCUUCAUUGUCACUGACCCAACGCAAGGAAAAACACAACAGCAAAGAGAGGGAGCGCAGGAAGAGGAUCCGCUCCUGCUGUGAUGAGCUGAACACCAUGGUGCCAUUCUGUGACUCGAACACAGACAAAGUCACGACGCUGCAGUGGACCACAGCUUAUCUAAGAUACAUCAAAAAAAUGUAUGGAGACAGCUUCAAGGAGGAGUUUCAGAAGGUCUUCAAUAAUGAGAGAGAGAGGUUUUUAAAGUCCAGCCCCUCUCCAGGUAAACCAUCCAACCCAAAGAAAGACAAGACACUGAGCACUUCUCUUGCAGCUGAGCAAUGAUCUGCUUCACGUUUAAUCCACAUGUAAGACGGCACUUUAAAUUGAGUCAGUAAACCGAGGGAGUCUGUAGGGCUUAACUGAAAGGUUUAUUUUAUGUGUUUGAAAAGUUUAUGAUUUAACUCUACCUUAGAGAGUGGAAAGUUCCCUUUGUCUGAUUGAGAGACACUCAAAGAUAGCAGGUUUUCUGCAGUUGCAUUGUAAGACCACUAAGUGUCACUUUAGUAUCAGAAUUGCCAAAACCAGUUCCAUUCAGCUGCUAAACUUUAAAAACUGUAUUUCACACUAGAUGGCACUGUUUUCUUUUGAAAAAUUGAAUAUGGGAAUAAGACUGCUCUCGACCCAUUUUGUUUUAUUCAUGUGUCAUUUUUGUAUUUUAUUUAAAUGUUCUGUUGUGUUACUUUUACAGCUGAUGUUCUUAAACUUACAAUACUCUGUAUAUUGUCUUUUGUAUUAAUAUUUAUGCAUUUUUAUAUAUAACCUUGGGACAAUAGUGAAUUAAUGGAGUUAUAAUGAAGUGUUGGGCUCAUUUGAUAUGUAGAGAAGAGUAUUGUUUUACUGAAAAGUGGCUUUAUUUGUUCUUACAACAUGUCGCUGUAGCAUCUUACUGUAUAUACAACAGUCACCCACAAUAAUAAAUAGUAUUUAAAGUAAUGUAUAUUUAAUAGUUACAGCACCGGCGGUACACAGUGGAUGUGGUUAUUGCUGAUUGAAAAACCAAAAAAUAAAAAUACACUUUUUCUAAUUUCUUUAUGAAUUAUACAGGUCUGAUUCAUGCAUCCACAAGUUUUAUCUUAUUCUCUUACCUUUAGUGAAUCACCUUCACUAAAGGUGAAUAUAUAACUUUUACAAGUUAUAUAAAAAAACAAGCUGUAAACAAAAAAAAAGCUGUAAAAAAAAAACCAAACAGUUUUUGUUUUUUUGCAUUAUUCUACAUAAUUUCGGGGCACCUGGGAAAUUGUUAUUUUAUUACUUUUAUAGUACAUAUACAGCUCCAGCACCUUUGUCCAUAUUUUACACUGUCAGUUUGUAUAUUGAAGUAACACCUGUGAUUCACAUAAUAAGCCGUGUCAAAUGGGCGUUCACAUCAGAGACGGUCACAGUUGUCACGUUGAUGAUAAUCGAAACAAAUGGAGCAUCGAAACAUUUACAAACUUAUGCCAGUUGUUAUGUGACACUUUUGAGUCACUACAGUUGUUCUCUUGUUUUCUUUUCCUUGCCUGAUCUGCUUUAUUUCAAGAUGUUACCUGUAAUCUUUUGGGUCUCUCGGUUGCUUUGGUGUUCCUGUCACUCUUGGGAUGUUCCUCCAUUCACACUUGUAGAUGUUAUUCCUCCCUUGUGAUGCAUGUAUUUAAAUAAAGAGGACUUGUUGUGAA